AUGAGUGUCUAUAGGAUAGGUGCAUACGUGAUUCUCCAAAUGUUCGAUGUAAGCGUGUAUAUGCCACUCUACGCUAUUCACGGAGAUGCUCAUCUGGGAGAGAAGCUUACUCUGAAUGAUGUUAAAAUUGAAGCCAAGAAUAGCCCAGACCUUUUUAGACAUUUAUCAAGGAAUAACGAGGAAGAAAAAGACUAUUAUGUAGAUAGCCUGGAAAUAUAUAAGAUCGAAGGCAAGGAGGAAGUGGAUAGACUAAAUGGUAGGGUAUCCAAGGAUGUUAUCUUUGGGACCAUGGCAUUCGACUUUUCUAUGCUUAAGGCGAUUCUGAGCCAGGAGACCCAAAAGAAUACAGGCCAUUCCCCGGAAAUAAGGAUAAAGAGUAUCGAGAUCAGGGUACCUCUUGCAAUUCAGAUCUUCCUUCAUAUACCGAUUGUGCUGGUGGCUGUAAUAGUGUUCUACUUAUUUUUGUCGUUUGGGGCUGAGGAAGGAGGAGGGUUAUCUGAAAAGGAGAUAGAAAAGAUACCGUUAUGCCCAUACUCUAGCCAAGAAUUUAUAAGUAGGGGUUGUAUUAUUUGCUUAGAGGACUUUGAGGAUGGGGGGUGUGUACGAAAUCUUGGAUGCGGCCAUGUGUUCCACAGGGAAUGCAUUGACAAAUGGCUUCGCAAGAACUUUGUGUGCCCCGUCUGUAGGAGUAGGAUGACUUUAGGAUGCGGCAAGCAAGGAUAUGAGCGGAGAAGAGUCCAUAUCUUAUAG
Messenger RNA from Encephalitozoon romaleae SJ-2008, 750 nucleotides. RefSeq lists its product as hypothetical. NCBI's taxonomy places the organism in Eukaryota, Fungi, Microsporidia, Unikaryonidae. The transcript has a single exon. The record is from RefSeq and is a predicted model, not a curated record. The coding region runs from base 1 to 750 and encodes 249 amino acids.